AUGGCCAUGCAGUGGGCAAAAGCAACAGGAGUGUUCAAAGAUAUAGAAAAUGUGAAAGCUCUAAGAACAUCAUUGAAAAACUGGUCUUGUUUAGACAGCAAAGGCAUUUUGGAGAUAACAUCUGUAGAAAUUGGAGUUGUGGCAGUUAAGUCCAUUAAGAGCAACUAUUACUUAGCCAUGAACAAGAAAGGAAAAGUCUACGGCUCUAAGGAGUUUAACAGUGACUGCAAAUUGAAGGAAAGAAUAGAAGAAAAUGGAUAUAACACAUAUGCAUCAUUAAAUUGGAAGCACAAUGGAAGGCAAAUGUUUGUGGCCCUGAAUGGAAGGGGAGCCACAAAGAGGGGACAGAAAACAAGAAGGAAAAACACUUCAGCUCACUUUCUUCCAAUGGUAGUAAUGUCAUAG
This is a messenger RNA of Phaethon lepturus (White-tailed tropicbird), 405 nucleotides long. RefSeq names its product fibroblast growth factor 10-like. Gene Ontology annotation, cellular component: cytoplasm. The record is from RefSeq and is a predicted model, not a curated record. Bases 1 to 405 code for a protein of 134 amino acids. The transcript has 3 exons. NCBI's taxonomy places the organism in Eukaryota, Metazoa, Chordata, Aves, Phaethontiformes, Phaethontidae. Gene Ontology annotation, biological process: positive regulation of canonical Wnt signaling pathway; limb development; cell differentiation. Gene Ontology annotation, molecular function: growth factor activity; type 2 fibroblast growth factor receptor binding; chemoattractant activity.